Molecule: messenger RNA, 1628 nt
Organism: Closterium sp. Naga37s-1
Lineage: Eukaryota; Viridiplantae; Streptophyta; Zygnematophyceae; Desmidiales; Closteriaceae
Source: the annotation of a GenBank genome assembly
AUGCAACGAGCUAUGCAACGAGUUGCAGCGCAGCACGGUGCAAGUUGGACCCUCCCCCUAUUCCCCCUCCUGGCUCCUCUGUUCCCGUUCUCCAUACUUCCCUUCUCUCCCAGUGACAAUCGCUCCAGGCGCCGCCCUCAUGGAACCCUCAUGCAACGAGCGACAGUGCAACCCUUGUUCCCCCUCACCUCCUCCCUUCUCUCCCAGCGCUGGCCGGCAUGCAGCGAGCUGCAGUGUAGCAAGGUGCAGGUGGUGCCGUGGAGGCAGGGUGAGAGGCGCACUGCAAUGGAAAAGGGCGAAAGAGACAGGAGGGUCCAAGGGGGUGAUGGAGGGGAGGGGGGUUUGAGAAGCAGCGGGUGGGUGGCAGGUGAAGGGCCCGAGGAUGAAGAGGAGGAAGAUGGAGGGCGUGAGGAUGAGGAGCUGGCAGGCGCCAUGGCUGCUCUUGGCCUGUUAGUGCAGUUCAGCGGAGGGGCGCGGGCUGUGCAAUCAGCACAGGAAGUUAAGGUGAGUGGGGAAGGUAUGGCAAGUGGGGAAGGUAUGGCAAUUGGGGAAGGUAUGGCAAGUGGGGAAGGUAAGGUAAGUGGGGAAGGUAUGGCGAGUGGGAAAGGUAAGGUGCGUGGGGAUUCGGAGCUGGCAGGCGCCUUGGCUGCCCUUGGCCUACCAGUGCAGUUCUGUGGAGGGGCCUGGGCCGUGCCCCUGCAGCAGGGUGGUGGUGUUGGUGGUGGUGGCAGUGGUGGUUCUGGUGGGGCUCGUGGAGGGACGAAGAAGAGGCGGGGGAGAAGGAGGGGAGAUGGAGAGGCAACAGCAGAGUGCGUUACAGAUGCAGGGAUAGAGGGUGGUGCAGAGAGCAUGGCAGGGGUGGGUGCAGCGAUAGUAGUGGAGGGUGGUGCACAUGCAGCAAGGCAGGUUGCUGCUGAUGCAGUGAGAAGGGCUCUCACAGGGGCAGCGGCAGAGAUUGCUGGAGGAAUGACAGUGGUGGAGAGCGGUGUAGAGGCAGUGGGGGGGAACGGUGCAGAGGCAGUGGAGGGCGGCAUGAAGAGAACAGCAUGGGUUGCAGAAGUAGAGGAGAUGGGGCUGAUGCUGCCACGUCAUCAGGAGGCGGUGGUGCUGGCGCGUCGGCAGGAGAUAGCGGCGCCACUUGUGCAGAAGAUGGUGAUGCCACCGGAGGAGGAGGAAGGGAAGGGGCAAGUUGAGGCGAUGGGCAGGCAGGGAGGAGAACAGGAACCAAGAGGUAGCUUCCUGGACAAAGGGAGGUGUGGCGAUGGAAAACGCGAGCAGCGGUCUGAGCACGCAGCAGGCAUGAUGAGGGUUCCAGCAGGUGUGGCGGGUGCAGCAGGCGUGGUGAUUAACCUACCUGUGGCGAAAAGGGAGGGGGGGGCGUAUGAGAGUGAAGCAGGCAUGGUGUUGGAUGCGUUCUGCGGGGUGGGCGGCAACACCGUCCAUCUGGCCAAGCUCUGCCCCCACGUGCUGGCCAUUGACAUGAGCCUGCCUCGCCUCGCCAUGCUGCACCACAACCUCAGAUUCUACGGGCAGGCUGAUGUUGUCUUCCUGUCCCCCCCAUGGGGCGGCCCGGAGUAUCUCGACCAAUCAGAGUACGACAUCUGUAUCAUGCUGCAGCCAGCCAGCGC